This is a messenger RNA of Ambispora gerdemannii, 1194 nucleotides long. The record is from the annotation of a GenBank genome assembly. Lineage: Eukaryota; Fungi; Glomeromycota; Glomeromycetes; Archaeosporales; Ambisporaceae.
AUGGGAAACUGCAUUUUCAAACAGAAAGAACAAGCAAAUGCUGCCAAUUCAUCAUCAUCUAUUACGAAUCCUUUAAAUCAACCGUCAACAACGAGUACUAUUUCAACCGAUCCCUCUUCUGUUACCAAAAAUAACAAUUGUAAUAUUUCUCACGAGAUAAACAUGCUAACUAAUCACCACUAUGUUUUAAAAGAAACAUGGGAAAACACUAACUUUUCAGCUCCAGUGACCGACAUUUUGAAAAAUAAUGCUCUGGUUUUGGAUCUUGGAUGCGGUUCCGGCACGUGGGUUCUUGACAUGGCUACUGAAUAUAAUACAUCGAACUUUAUCGGAGUCGACAGUGCAUCAUUUUUUCCAAAACAGAUAAGACCAAUGAACACCAAUUUUCACCAAUUGAACGUGUUAGAUGGUCUGCCUUGGAAUAAGAAUCACUUUGAUUUUGUUUAUCAGAAAAUGAUGUCAACUUUGUUUGCGGAAGACGACUAUCAAAAACAAAUUCAUGAAAUUGUCCGAAUAACAAAACCUGGUGGUUGGAUUGAGAUCAUGGAAACGAAUAUCGAAUUGAAUAAUUCGGGGCCAGUCACAACCAAAGUUCUGAAAGGUGCAUGUAAAAUCCUAGAGUCAGGAUCAAUCAACGUGAGGAUUGGAGCACAGAUCAGAAGAUGGUUUCAGGAAUGCGGGUUAGUCAAUUUGAGAUUCCAAGAGAAAGCAACCCCGCUGGGACAAUGGGGAAAUCAUCUUGGCGUCGCCGCAUUCGAUGAUAUGUUGAUGUCCUUGAAAAAAUUGCAAAGUUGCUUGUUAAAAAAUUUGGGAAUCACUGAAAAAGAAUUCGAAUCGAUAGUCAACGUUAUAAAAUCCGAAACCAGAGAACAAGGCACCUCAAGUUUUCUAUAUUCUUUUUCUUCGGAUGGAUUUUUACAUGAUUGUAAUGGAGCAUUAUGUCAAUUCAAAAGCGGUUAUGGUGCUUGGAAUUUGCCUAAAUCUGGUCCAAGCUUCGGGGGUGGAUGCGACUUGACAUUAUUCGAUGAGGAAAGAAAUAUCUCAUACUGCCAUGUUGAAUCAUAUGAAUAUGGUUUGUUGGAUGAUAUUUUUGAUGAAGAAGAUGAAUAUGACAUUGACUAUGACAAUUAUGGAAAUCAUUACGGACCAAAGCACUUCACUGUGAAAGAAUAUGAAGUAUUUCAAGUCAUAUAA